Messenger RNA from Scaptodrosophila lebanonensis, 2481 nucleotides. Its product is annotated as uridine phosphorylase 1. Bases 93 to 1190 code for a protein of 365 amino acids. The transcript is spliced from 4 exons. Gene Ontology annotation, cellular component: cytosol; cytoplasm. Gene Ontology annotation, molecular function: uridine phosphorylase activity. The record is from RefSeq and is a predicted model, not a curated record. NCBI's taxonomy places the organism in Eukaryota, Metazoa, Arthropoda, Insecta, Diptera, Drosophilidae. Gene Ontology annotation, biological process: nucleotide catabolic process; uridine catabolic process.
GUGUACGAUUGGUUUACCGGGUUGUGCCAACGCACAAGUAGGCUUUUAAAUAAACUGUUACACAAACUUACCUCGGAGGACAUUGUGACAUUAUGGCACCCACUAUUACUGAUAAGGACUUCAAAGUGCACCACGAUCGGAACCAAGUGACACCAUUCAAGGACGACGAGGAGGAAGACGCCUAUACGCGCUACGUAACGCGUUACUCAGAUGGAACCGUUAAAUUGCGCAACCCUAACAUCGAGCUAAUGGAUCAGGAUAUCUUGUAUCACUUGGCUUUGGGAAACGAGAGCCAUGAUUUGAAAGAAAUGUUCGGCGACAUUAAGUUCGUUUGCAUGGGCGGGACACCAAAGCGCAUGGAUAACUUUGCACACUUCAUAAUGAACGAAAUCGGCUACAAGCUGCCAGCGGGAAUGCAAUUGCAGGACAUCAGUGCCUACUCGUACCGCUACUCGAUGUACAAAGUUGGCCCUGUGCUUUGCGUGAGUCACGGCAUGGGAACGCCUUCGGUGAGCAUAUUGAUGCACGAGAUGAUCAAGCUUAUGUACCACGCCAAGUGCCGGGAUCCAAUCUUCAUACGCAUUGGCACUUGCGGCGGUAUAGGAAUCGAGGGUGGCACGGUCAUCAUAACGGACGACGCUCUGGACGGCCAGCUGCGGAACUCACAUGAAUUCACGAUUCUUGGCGAGACGGUGCACCGCCCGGCCAAGCUGGACAAAAAGCUGGCACGUGAGCUGAAGUCGUUGGCUAGUGCUGAUGAUCCUUACGACACCAUAAUUGGUAAAACCCUCUGCACGAACGACUUCUACGAGGGCCAGGGUCGUCUGGAUGGUGCUUUUUGUGAGUUUAGCGAGAACGAAAAAAUGGCAUAUCUGGAGAAGCUGCGCGAGCACGGAGUCGUCAACAUCGAGAUGGAAAGCACUAUUUUCGCGGCGCUUACACAUCAUGCGGGAAUCAAGGCGGCCGUCGUGUGCGUCGCGAUUCUGAACCGUCUUAACGGCGACCAGGUGAACGCACCUAAAGAGGUGAUGCACGAGUGGCAACAACGCCCCCAGAUCCUCGUCUCACGCUAUAUACGCAAGGUUCUUGCACAAAACGGACAGCUGAAGUCUCUUUUGGGGCAUCAGGGCUCGAUCAAAUCGCCCCGACGGUUCACGUUCGUACAACAGGAAUCUCAGGCACAUGACUAGAUCGGCAAGGGUGGGUUGCGCGGGUGGAUUGUGUCUGGGCGGGCUAUAUUUUUGAUAUUCCAUCACUUCAAAGCCAACUGCAUAUAUGGUAUAGUGUCUAUGAUGUUUUAUAAUCAGGGAAUCAAUCCGAAUCUCAAUUCGGCUAAAUUUCCGGUUCUGGUACGCAGUGACACUUAUGUUUCGUUCUGUCUUGGAUCUUUUUUUUCUGAGUUCCGUUUUGGUACAUUGGUAUUUCAGUCGGUAUACAAUAGCCCUUUUGUAAAACUGGGCGGGAUAAUAGUUGGGAAAAACAACUGAAAAUAUCUGUUCAAUUUACAAGAUACUUCUUGUUCCGAUAGUUGCCAGCCUAAUGACAUAGUAUUCCGAAUCGUCUAAAAUUAAAUUUCUACCCGAUAAAUUAAAGGAUGCGACCAUAGAAGAACCAAAAUUGUACGGAAUGAUAGUUUCAGUUUUGAUACGACUUUGUAGUUUCAUGAAUGUUGGUUAACAAUAAACAGCUCUUAAAAAUGUAUAGUAUUGGGUUUAGUUAUCUGUUAGGGUUACAUAAAAAGUUUGGGUUCCGUUUGAUUCCCUGGUUAUAGUGAUAUGUGUAUAAUAAAUACUUGAUCCUGACCUCAAGUCACAUUCUGCGUUAAAGUAUCCAGGUUUUAUAAUCGUAGUGACCUUAGUUAUUAAUUGAAAAUUUCUAAGCUUGUUAUGUCUUUUUUAGAUCAAUUUUGCUAUGCAAACAAACUCCCUCACUAGCUAAUUUAAAAUUAUUUUUAUUUAGAUACUUAAGUAUGCUUUAAAUGAUAUCGAAAACAUUCCAAUAACAUAUACAAAUUGAAAAUGAACGCAUUGUGUUUCAAUCGAAAACGUGAUCCUCUAUGGCAUUGCAAUUAAAAAUAGUAAAAACAAAAACAUUUUUUACAAUUAACUAAUUAAAGUUGUUGAUCGCAUUGGCAUGACUAAAAAUAGUUAAAAACAAAUCGAACAAGAAAGUAAAGACGUUGUUAAUUAUUGUUAUUUUGCCAAGGCACUCCAAUAAGAUAAUUGAAAAUGUUUCAUAUAUACUAUAUAUAUGUAUAUGUAUGUAUUUAUUGUAAUUGUAAUUCUUAAACAUUUGUUAAACCUAAUUGUUAAACUGUGCCGUUUUUAUUAAUGUUGCUAAAUAGGAAAAAGCACACACAACCUAAACCAAAAACCCACAAUUUAUCAUAUUAGAUUCAAUAUACUAAAUUAUAUGUAUGUACGUAUGAAAAUAUGAAACAAUUCUAAACUUAAAAAAAUAAAUAAAUUGAAAUACAAGUUA